AGCUGGGAUACGGGAGUUUUUCACUGGAGUGGCAGGAAGAGAGGUGAAUAGGUCUCAUCUUUCCAUUCCCUGCGGAAAAACCUGCCGACACUGCCACAGCCACCCACUUAAGGAAACCAGACUGCAGGGUUUUGUUUUUAUUUUUCUCGUGCUCAGGGAGUGUCUGGAGAACAGAUGACAAAGAGGACCGAGACUCCUGAGUCCUGAUUCUCCAACAUCACCACCUGCUGGUGCAGCUGAUCUGACUUGAUGGCUUCUGGUUUAUUCUUGAGAAAAACUGUGGUCCUUUGGUUCUUCUUCAACCUUUUUAGUGUUAUAAUCAAUUCAGAAUUUGCAACGUUCAAGUGCCAGGAAAAUGUAUCUGUUUGCCAAAAUGACCGGGUUGAGAUCAUCUGCAAUACCACUAAGAAAUUUGAUGAUAUAACAUUGAUGUGUUCUAAGGACAAGAAAGACACUGGAAAACAACUCUUCUACAUGAACACAGUAGGAGAUUCUCCCUUUCAGGAUGGAAUGAAACUUGUGUUUGGGGAGCAAGUAGCCAAGUUGGUGAUUCAGAAUGCCCAAAUUUCCCAUGAUGGAUUUUACCGAUGGAUUCUUACAGGAGAAGGGUCCCAAAUUAAAUUCACUCACCUGCAUGUUUCAGGAUCUCCUACUAUAUACAAGGAAAACGGUAACCUGAUCUGCCGAGCAGCCCGGGUAAAGUCAGGGAGGAGAAUCAGGUGGUCCAAUGACCUGCCAGCAGAGGAGACAGAAUACACAUCUGAUCAGGAUGCCAGUGGCCUCUUCAAUCUCAGCAGCUCACAACUUUGGGAUGAUAGUUUUGACAGUAAUCCACCCUGCUGUGAAGUUGUUGAUGAGAAGGGCUCCCAAGAAUUUUGUUCAAAAACUUGCUAUACCAGUGCCAUCAUGAAAGAAAUCUCAGGUACUCCAACAACAAACUUAAACAAUACAUGGUGGCCUAUAACCUCUGGAAUUGUUCUUAUUUUGGUUGCAUGUAUGGUCUACAUAUGGUGUAAAAAAAAAAGAGCCAGUCAUUUCUAGUCUUCCAUUUAUGGCUUCCAUCUAAUCAUAGUAUUUCCCAAUCCUACCACCUCUCUUUUUGAUGCCUAAGAAUUGGAAAUCAAAGGAAUGCCCAUCAGUUGAGAAUGGCUAAACAAGUUGUGGUAUAUGAUGGUGAUGGAAUAUUAUUGUGCUAUAAGAAAUUGACAAGAAGGAUGAUUUCAGAAAG
Molecule: messenger RNA, 1228 nt
Organism: Dromiciops gliroides (monito del monte)
Lineage: Eukaryota; Metazoa; Chordata; Mammalia; Microbiotheria; Microbiotheriidae
Exons: 5
Coding region: 250-1041 (263 amino acids)
Biological process (GO): immune response
Molecular function (GO): cytokine activity
Source: RefSeq, a predicted model, not a curated record